Molecule: messenger RNA, 2998 nt
Organism: Kockovaella imperatae
Lineage: Eukaryota; Fungi; Basidiomycota; Tremellomycetes; Tremellales; Cuniculitremaceae
Exons: 8
Coding region: 390-2855 (821 amino acids)
Molecular function (GO): FAD binding; oxidoreductase activity
Source: RefSeq, a predicted model, not a curated record
AGCAGCAGCUGCCCAAAAGGGGAACUCGCAGAUGUCAUCUCUAUGAGGCCAUGCUCUCCUCACAACUUGACAACAUUUUCAUCUUAUACCAUCAUCUGGCCUUUCUCUCUCUCUCUGGCGACAUUUCUUCUUAUAGCAGCGACGAGGAGUGACUGGAUCACCUUGACAGUGGUCACUCCCAAACCUCGCUUGACUUUAUCUACUUGCCCACGAGGACAUUCGCCCAUCCAACCCCUUGGCUUUCCACCACCGGAACAUCACGGAGGAAAGCUCUCUCUGUCCUAUUUGGGACCGACCGUAUAAACCUUUACAUCACCUUCCUUUCGGAGUAUGUGUACACGUCAUAGAGCAUAGCUACUUUCUCUUGGCCCUCGUGAAUAGCCCCAAACAUGACAGUAAAUCAAGAUAUGGCCACACUCAACCCUUCUUCACCCGAGACAUCCAAAUAUCCAUUCACAGGUCGACCUGCCACACCUCUCGCUUCGGGUAUGACCUCAGGGCGAAUCAUUGCAGAACUCAGAGAAACGCUUGGAACGACUACAACUCAGUCUGGACCUCAAGUCUGGGGCAGAGAGGAUGAUCAAUUCAAACGGGGCAUCGUGAUUUUCAAUGGAGCAGUCAAGAGUCCAGCGGUUGCAUUAGUCCAGCCGCUCAACGCGGAGGAUGUCAGCCAAGUCAUCAAGUACUGUCGACAGAAUGGCCUGGAGAUCAGUGUCAAAGCCGGUGGAACGGGUGUUCACGGAUGGAGUGUUGCCGGGCACGUCAUCAUCGACUUGGAAAAGAUGAACGAGAUUACCGUUCACAAACCUGGCGAUACCAUACCCCUCGAAGAGUCCUUCUCAAAGCUUCGACUUGACGCUUCUCACGGAGACAAUGUCACCCCCAAUGUCCCCAAACGACCCUCGUUAUCCACCACCAACCCCUCUAAUCCACUGCCCUCGCCCGAAGCGUCAGGUCUUAAGCGAGGAUCCCAAGAUGAGGGACAAGAAGGUCACGAUAGCAAACGACGAAUGGACACCAUAGAUCGUGCGAAUCGCAGUCUCAGUGAUCCGACACAGGAAGCCCAGGCUCCUUGUUCAUCUGCUUCGCCGUCUGGAUCUGGGUCUGGAAGCAAUUCGAGCAGACCUAGCGCGAGUCGCAGUGGAAGUCACCCGACGCCAGCCACAUCACUUGAUUCGGAUCACAGAUCUGGAGAGGGCAAGGACCCUUCUCCUUCAGUCAUCUCGCCUUCGACAUCAUCUUCAAGAUCCAACUCACAUAAUGGGACAACCGGCGCCAGGGUCACCUAUGUGAAUCCAUCUCCAACCACAGCCACUUCUCAUCCAUUUGUCACUCCACCAUUUGGUCCCGAGACACCGUCCUCAUCCACGUUCUCAACGACAUCUCCAUCAUUGGGUCUGAACACGAAUCCAAAUCCGCCAGAAUACACCAUUGUGACGUUUGGAGCAGGUAUCAACUCGAAACAGCUCGACAUGACCACAGCAAGAACGCCUUACGGUGCCUUCCAUGUCCCGACAUCCGCUUUCCCCGUCGGUUCAGGACAGUUCAUGCUCGGCGGAUUCGGUUUCAUGGGUCGGCAGUACGGUCUCGCGAUGGACAAUGUGGUCGAGGCGGAGAUUGUGUUGGCAGACGGCCGGAUUGUCUGGGUUGGAGAAGGAGGCAAGCAUGCAGGGCAAUGGAAGAAGGACGAGGACCCGAAUGACCUAUGGUGGGCUCUACGUGGCGCAGGAUCCAUUAUGGGAAUCAUCACGCGUUUCCGAGCCAAAGCGCAUUAUUUGCCAAGUGUGUACGCGGGGAAUCUCAUCUAUGUUUUCGACCGACAGACGACACCAUCCCUUCUUCGGCAUGUCCGAGACGUCCUGAAAGGAUCACCUAAGUCUCAGUACACCAAUAUCAUCAUGACUGCUGGUCCACCUGGAGCUCCUGCAAUCGUCGUCUUCCAGCUAUGUUGCUCAGGGACCAAAGCGGAAGGAGAAGCCUACUUGCAAGCCAUCAGCUCUUGGGAGGGUGGAAGAUGUUUGUUCCAGGAUUUCUCGGAGAGGACUUUUGAGAGGCAACAGCUCGCCGUGGAGGAGAUCCUGAAGGGCGGAAAGGGGAAGAAGUGGUACAUCAAGAGCGACAUGUUGAUGGGACUCGACGACGAGGUCAUUGACAACACAUGCGCACGAUUCAGUCUGGUCCCAGAUGGUUGCACCUGGUUAUUCGAAUACACUGGCGGGAGCGUCUCUUCAGGCAUUAAGGACUCCUGUUACCCUCAAUCUCAUCGACAAGGGGCCUUUACAGUCGCCGCACUCCAUCAAUGGGCUCAUACUGAGCCUUUGAAAGAGGACAAUAAAUGCGUAACCACUGCUGAAGAGUGGAUCAAUGAGGUUAUCCAUCCACAUUCACCUGGCGGACCACUGCCAUGUUUCCUGCAAUCUUCUAAAGAAGCCGAUGUCGCUGGGGUCUUUGGAGAAAAUUAUCCUCGACUGGGACGUGUCAAGGCCAUGUUCGAUCCUUCCAACUUUUUCAAACAUUCUUUCUGGCCCAGACCAGGUUCACCAGGUGACGAAAGGCAACUGGGCAAAGACACGGCGGAAGGUGUUCAAGCGAGAGAAUUAAUGAAUGGCGCUUUGGAAGAAUUACCACCGGAAGACACGACGAUUGGGAAAGGAAAAGGAAAAGAAAGGUUGGAAUCUGGUCAAGACAUGUACGAUAGGAUACCCGCUUUGAAGGCUGUUGCAACUGUCAAUGGAGCUUCAAAUGGCGUCUCGAAUGGCAGCGCAGCGACAGAGGACAGUACCAUGGAAGGGGUAGAAACUGCAGGAAAUCGAGUAAAGAAUGGCGUCGACGGGACACUGCCGAGAGAGGGAUGAGCGUGUGCAGUAUGCCUCUCAGCAGACUUUUGAGUCCCACCUCCCGCCCUCCUCAUAGUUCAUCUUCAUCGUCCUGGCAUAUGUCCCGUCCUCGGUCUUGUGUCUACCCUUACACUUAUCUUAAUGCAUUUUCGGUCACACUC